This is a messenger RNA of Arvicola amphibius (Eurasian water vole), 6494 nucleotides long. RefSeq names its product cell growth regulator with EF-hand domain 1 (gene Cgref1). The transcript is spliced from 7 exons. The coding region runs from base 5275 to 6123 and encodes 282 amino acids. Gene Ontology annotation, molecular function: calcium ion binding. NCBI's taxonomy places the organism in Eukaryota, Metazoa, Chordata, Mammalia, Rodentia, Cricetidae. The record is from RefSeq and is a predicted model, not a curated record.
CCAGGAAGCCAAUGUGGCCACCCCGAGCCGUGAUGAGCAGUGCAACAUAGGGAGACUUCUGAGCAGCCUGCAGAGGGAAAGCUGGGAGGGAGUGAAAGAGGUCAGGAAGCUGCCCGGCAGUGAGAACCCACAUCUGUGGCUUACUAGCCUUGGGAUCAAGUCCGCAGUGUUGAAGCCACUCACCGUGGGCUGGGGAGAAGGGAUCGUCUGCUGCGUUGAGGCAAAGAACAGGGGUAUGAAUGGCAUCUACCUUGGUUCUUGGGCUUGAGGCUUGGUAAUAGGCUGCACAGUCUUUAUACCCGAAAGCCACAGACGUGUAACGCUCAUCCAGCUGGCGGAUUGUGCGGGCCUGUGUGGUGGAGGUAUGGUAUAGGCUAUGAUAUUAGAAAAUAGGAGACAACAGGAGACCAACACUGGGUAAGGGGAGGGGUGAAAAAUACCUUUAUGGCAAAGUCUACAUCCAACACCUUUCUAAUUGUCUUUCUGUUUCUGGAAAAGAAUACAUCAGGGUUUGUCUGGACUCCUGCCCCUCUCAGAGCUCCCAGCUUCUGUUUUCUUACCUCAUCAAGAAGACCCCACGUGGAACUGACCCAGGCACUAGCAGAGCCAGGUGUGUCUGCUGUCCUACCUGGCGAUGAGCCGGCAGAGUCCAGCAGUGAGGGGCCGAUUGAAGAGCAGUGAGUUGAGCGGGGUCUCCAGAGAGUCAACAGUUUGAAAGGAAUCCCAGCAUGCAGAUAUUGUCAGUCCUGCUGCCAAUCCUCCGGCCUUCUUGGUCCGUGCCAGGUAGUUCAGCACCAGUAUCCUAUAAAAUUGGAUGAAAAGGCCAUGGAAAGUGUUGGCGUGAGUUAACUGGGGCAGAAGAAAAGGAAAAGACACAAGAUCUGGAGUAAAUCCAGUCAACUAUUACCCUCCAAAAGAGAUGCCCACAGCCAGCAGUGGAGCUUGCGAGUAGCGGCGCUUUAUGUGCGUCACGGCUGUUUCUAGGUCUUCAGUGUGGCUGGCACAGUAAGCCCUGUGAGUCUGGCGGCAGAGUGGGGCGUCGGCUAUGGAGGGAGGCUCUCGCCAGGAGGCAGCCAAAUGGGAGGACUCAGGAGGUAGUGCGGAAGUGGGGGGCGGUAAGUAGGCAAAGCCUUAGAGCCAGUGAUCUCUAAAGGGAGCAGGUGCAGGGCCACCACAAGAAGGAGGGUACUCACCAGCAGCUCUUCCCCUCUGCAGCCACGGUUAUUAAAUACAACAGCCCUGGGGCAACACAGGUAGGUGAGCCAAACCCUCCCAAGAAGACCCUCCCCUUUGGUCGUCUGCAGAAAGGCCCCUGCCAAAAGAACUUUAUCAGGGUCAGAUCCACUUCCCCUUCCCAAGCUCUAUCCCAUCCUUACCUAUAGCCAUCUUUCAAAGCUUGGUCAACUAGGUGUAAGAUGUAUGGCUCCUGGCUACUGCCGCUGAUGCCUGGAAGCAGCAAUACUAUGGGCUGGGUGGUGGGGUCUGGGUAGUGACUGUCCUUAGGCUGCUCAGCCCAGUCUAGAAGGAAUUGGCCUCCAUCGGCAGUCUUGAGGACUUCACUGGGAUUCAAGAGAGAUGGGUAUACAGAGAUACUAUCAGGAAUCGGACUCCAAAAUCUACCCUCUGGUUCACCCACAAGCUCUGCAGGUUGUCAUGGGUAUUAUUUGAAGGCAUGCUUUAUAUAAAACAGUAAGGCUGACCAUAUAGAGUGGAUAGAUGAACUAUUAAGCUUGUAUAGGUGCCAAGUAAAGAGCCUUUCCGUUUGCCUAGUUUACACUCACCACACUCUAGGGCAAAGAUUGCCUUCAUUUAAAGUGGAUCCAUUACCCCUAAAACUGGCAGCUCUGUGUUCUGACUGUCCUUACCUCUGGUAAGAGACUUUAGGCUGAGACUGCAGGAGGACUCGAAAGAUGGUUUGUAGCCGUCCCUCAAAACACCACAAUGUGGGGUAGAAAGUCUCCACAGUGACUGGACAGUGUUGUUCCAGAAAGGCCAGAAACUGAGGCCCAGCCACCAGACGAGGCCUCUGUAAUCACAACACAGUUGGCUUCAUUUUUUUCUUGGCCCAGACACUGGAGAACGAGUGAUUUCUUCCCCAGAAUCCAGCCUUAAGGACACAGCUUUGCCAUAGUGAAGGGUACAGCAUAAUUCAGACUAGAAUGGCCAGGGCACCAUCAAUAAUACAGUCAUCUAGUGCCUCCAAAGAACCCCAGUCCUAAAGGGUCACCUCCAGAACUGACCCAGAAGGGGUACUGACUUCCUCGCUCAGCCUGUCCCCUCAAGUUCACUUGUGGGAGAGCGGAUAAUAUAAACUGCUCAGGUGAUCCCUACAAUAAGGGCUGUGGUCCUCUGGUUGGUUAGUUGGAGUCUGGGCCUUUUUUAUGAUUUGAUUUUAAUGACGUGCCUCUGUGGGUAAUGUACACAGGUGCAGAUCUUGCCUGUGGGGUCCAGACGAGGAUGUGAGCUGGAGUUACAGGCAGUUGAGUACCACAACAUGGAGGCUAGAAAAACUGAUCCGCAGGGGCAGUACAUGCUCUUCGGGGCUGAGACAGCUCUAGCCCAGGGUGGCUGGUUUUCUUGAGACAAAGUUAUACUAUACCCACACUGGUCUUGAACUCAUCAUAAUCCUCCUGUCUCUGUGCUGGGCUUGUGUCAGCAUGCUCUGCUGGUUGGGAUUCUCGUCCAGGCAAAGAAAUGUCAACACUGUGCAACCUGUGACCUUUUGCAUUGCCGUUGAAUUGUCCAAAUGCAUCUCCCGAAGCUUCCUCUGGUCAGUCUGGCUCUUCCUGGGCCUUGUCUAUAUUCUUUCUGCCUUUCUCUAAUGUGUGUGCUCAGUGCUGAAGGGCUGCUUUUACAAGGGCACCUCAUACUGUCUUGUGGAGCCCCAGUUCUUAAGCUGUGCUGUACAGGAGGAAGCAUCCAUAAUGUGAACAAAUAUUUCCUUCAUGCCAACUAGGGGAAAGGGAACAGAGAUGGAAUAAUAGGGAUAAAUGAGGUCAAUGGGCACGAAGCCAUGACUCAGCCUCUCUGCUUGGUUCUGCAUAGCCACGAAGUAAAUGAGAGGGAGGGCCUAGCCGUACAGACUCAAGAAGAGUAUGCCAAACAAAAUCAGGACUCUAGAGACUGAAAUUGAAGGGUGGGGUGUAGCAGCUCACUGGUAGGCUCUAUGUUCAAUCUCCAGUGUUGAGGAAGUAAUUAUUUUUUAAUCAUAAGUGGCUUUUCUAAGUAACUUAAUCAGAUCCUGUUUUAUCUACAGUCCUGCUACUCAAGAGGGACUAGGGAAUGAUACACCGAAGAGGCCCAGUUGAUACUGUGACUUGGACCCUGGUCCUUAACCCUGGAAUAGCAACAAUGAAGUCACUGCUAUAAUGCAGACUAAUCACCUUAUUUGAUAAGAAAUCAUGACUCUCAUAGGUUAAUUGGUCUGCCCAAAGGUAGAGCAAACAAGGGCAAAGCAGAAUUAAUAGCUAUGAUAGCAACAAUAAUAACUUGUAGGUAAAAUUGUUAAAUGUUUAUUGCAUUCCCAAUAUUGUGCUAAUGAAUAAUCAUGUGAUUUUAAAAACAUUUUUAUUUUUUACCAUUUAUAUUUUAGAUUUACUUUUAUUUAAUAUGUGUGAGUGUUUGCCUACAUGAAUAUUUGUGCACCACCUAUAUGCCUGGUGCCCCUGGAAGCCAGAGAGGGUUACAGACCGUUGUGAGCGGGAAGUGCCAUGUAGGUGUCAGGAACUGAACCCGGAUGCCCUUAACCACUGGAACCCCUCUUUACUUCGGAUUUACAUUCCUUCCACGUAGCGGUGCCCGCAGCAGUCCUCAGUUCUCUGAGACAGGCCCCUUGGCCUCACUGUGUGGGCACAGGACCUUGCUGUGUUGCCCAGGAUGGCUCAAAACUCUUGGGUUCAAGUGAUCUUCCUGUCUUAGCCUUCCCAGGAGCCAGGACUAAGUGUUUAACUCCUAUAGAUCUUUUUAAAGAUGUUGGAUCAAUAGAUUUCUUGUUAAACUCAUUUACCUCAAUAGAUUUUAAUGAGAUCAAAAAUGUUAGCUUUCCUAGAUAUGUAGAUUAUACAUUUUAUCUACAUUUCAGUUAAGGAAAUAUCCAAAUUGAUCAAAAACAACCUGUUAAGACUUCCUCAGCAUGGUAUACACAAAGUGUCUAGAACUUAAAACAGGGCUGACUGUGUAGAAUUACCCAUCUGUCCUAAGCUUGGCAGGAACCUCAGCUAGUCCUCAAAGGAAAGGAGGCCCUGCCAAGUUGAUGGACUGGUGCCACAACCACACAGGCAUUCGUUCCAUUAUUCUGCGCAGCUAGCAAACAUAAUCUGCAUGUUUUAUUUAGGCCACCUAAAAAAGGAAAGCAGAAAGCACAGAUCUCUGACACUUGAGGAUACCUCCACCCACCUUUAUCAGUCCACAGUACAGGGAGUGCGCCCUUCCUGUGCCUAAACGACCCAGCUAGCAGGGAAGAUUCCGAGAAUCUAAAGAGCAGAACUGGCUCUCUGGUCAUAAUAGCAAAAUUCACUGGGCGCAGGAGAGCCAACUAUCCAAGCUUUCAAAGAGGGCUGGAUCCCAGGCUGAAGACUACCCCCAUACAUUCUAGAACCCCAAGCGCAGCGGCCAGAGCUCAGCCCUCACCCACCUGGGGCACACAUGCCCAGUAGUAGCCCAAGUAGAGAGGAAUGCCAAGAGCCAAGAGCAGAGAGACGGUGUCUGACCAGGUGGCGUUCUCCGGGCUCAGGGAGGUACUCAGCAUCUCGGUUAUGUAGGGGUAUUGCAGUUCCCAAGCUCCCGGAGGGCUCUAGCUCCUGAACUUUGACUCUUCCGCUUGCGGUUGCCGUGGACCCGCCUCUUGCACGCCAUUGGCAGACCUCUGCAGGUCCCACCCUCCAUCGGCCCCGCCCGCCGCCAGUACCGAGGCUGUUUGGCUGUCAGGCGAACCUCACAAACCUUAGCGGCCCUGACCGGGUCGCCCACAACCCUCCCUUCCUACUUCUCCUUGGUGAAAAGCAUUGGAGCCCCAGGGCGUUGAAUAUGAACGUCGCAGGGAUCCUGACCCUGUUUGAAUAGGGACUGCUGCUGUAGAACCUUGGCUUCCCACUGGAAUCAUUCGCGACUUGUACCACUCCCGGUCUAGGGAAGAGCCAAGGCUUGGAUAUAUCAAUGUAUGUAACGCAAAAUCUCUCUGUGAGAUUUAAAUGUUGAAUUCUUAGGACAGGAAACAGUACUAGAAAAAGAAGUACUCCCUGCUUCUGUGUGGGAACAGCUCCAGUCUCCAGAAGGAUGUUCCACUGGCUGACGCAAGCGUUGAUGCUGCCACUAUUGCUGCUACCUUUGGGUCACACUGCUCCCAAGGAUGGAGCCGCAAGGUUGGACCCUGAAGUGCAACAGCAGCUCCCGCCCAACCCCUUCGAGCCAGGUCCUGACCAGCUCCAACGGCUGCAGAAUUACCUCAAGGGACUAGAGAAGAUGGAAGAGGACCCAGAGCAAAUGGACCGGGAGCGCGUCCUGCUCUACCUCUUCGCUCUUCACGACUAUGACCAGAACGGACAGCUGGAUGGCCUGGAGCUGUUGUCCAUGCUGACAGCAGCUCUGGCCCCUGAAGCUGCACACUUUCCCAUCAACCCGGUUAUCCUGGUAGUGGACCAGGUACUUGAGACCCAGGACCUGGAUGGAGAUGGGCUCAUGACUCCCGCAGAGCUAAUCAAUUUCCCAGGAGAUGCCCCCAAGCACACGGAGUCCCUUCCCCCAGCUCUCCAGGAGCCACAACCUGCUGGAAGGCCGCUGCAUUUAGCUAACAGUCCAUUGCAACCAGAAACCCAGCAAUCCCUGGAGACUAGAGAAGAAACUAGGGGCCAGGUGGAGGCCAAAAGGGAGUCUUUGGAAGCUGUACAGGAGGCUGGACAUCAGACAGGGGCUAAAGUAGAUAGCCUCAGUCAUGAAGGGGAGACUAGGAGACAGGUGGAGGCUGAAGGAGAAGUCCCAGGUCCCAGAGAGAAUGCUGGGGGGCAGGUGGGGAGCAAGGACAAUGAAGGGGAAGCCAAAGAAAUGCCAGUGGAAACAUCAGAUACCAUAAACACCCCAAAUGCGGUUGAGGCUCACAGUAUUCAACUGGAGAAUGAUGAGAUAUAAACUAAUGACACAAGCUCCUGUCCCUUAAAAUCUCAGCGCAGAGCAGAAGCGUGAAGAGUGGGGCAUAUAUGCGGGGAAAAAAGUCACCUCUGACAUGGGUACGGUGGCACAAGCUAGUAAUCCUAGAGCUUGGAAGACAAUAGCAGAAGGAUUGAGAGCGCCAGGCUAGCCCAGGCGACAUAGCUAGUUUGAGGCUAGGCUGGGCUGAUUAAUAAAACCCUGUCUUGACGAGAAAAAAAAAAAAAAAGCAACUCCUACAUUUCCUUUCUGGCCUCAGGAGGAAGCAGGACUUUCUGUGUGGCUCAGGGAGACUGUAAAUUGAGAGGCAGCUUUCAGGCCCCAAACAACCAAUAAAGAACAGAAUGAAUUUA